Messenger RNA from Drosophila erecta, 311 nucleotides. RefSeq lists its product as uncharacterized. Lineage: Eukaryota; Metazoa; Arthropoda; Insecta; Diptera; Drosophilidae. The coding region runs from base 52 to 243 and encodes 63 amino acids. The transcript has 2 exons. The record is from RefSeq and is a predicted model, not a curated record.
GAGCUGCAGUUGAGCGAUCACAGUCAUUGAAUCGCCUCAAUUGUCGCAGCGAUGAAGUGGUUUUCGAUUUUGGUUCCGCUACUGGCGCUCAUUUCCCUCGUCGAAUUUGGAUAUGCCCGAACAAUACCCAGGAUUACCAUUCGAAAUGGCGACAUUAUAGUUCAUGGAAACUGCUAUGGCUGCACAGCACGCGCCACCAAAAACUCGGCGCAUUUGUCAAUCAAAUUUACUCGAAGAUGGUAAAUGUUGCAUGAGUCACAUCUAAAGUUACCUCAAACUUGCCAUAAUAAUUAAAAAAAAUAUAUAUAUAA